This is a messenger RNA of Emiliania huxleyi CCMP1516, 1701 nucleotides long. RefSeq lists its product as hypothetical. The record is from RefSeq and is a predicted model, not a curated record. NCBI's taxonomy places the organism in Eukaryota, Haptophyta, Isochrysidales, Noelaerhabdaceae. Bases 52 to 1701 code for a protein of 549 amino acids. The transcript has 12 exons.
GCCGGUCCACGCCAUCGAAAUAGAGCCCACGUGCUCUCACGACAACGCCAAAUGGCGACUCCUCGCGACAUGGAAGGGGUGACGAGCACUCAGUGGAGCGCGAUGCCGCUUGCCGAGCGGCUCGACCGCUGCGCCAUCGACAUCAUGCUCCACGGACUCAGGCGUCCGGCAGUCGUCUACAUUUGGCACUUCACCCUCCUCCUGAUUAACUACGGCUGCUUUGCGCUGACUCUGCUCGCAGUGGGCCCGAGCACGCACAAACAGCCACUGUUGCACGGCUUUGUAAAGCUGAUCGUCUGGCAGCACUUUGCCGAGUCGCUCGGCUGCCGCCAAGGUCCAAUUUACGGGCAUCUCGGACCGCCAUGCAAUCUGAUGUACCGGCUCAGCCUCGGCACCGUCAAGCUGGCUAAGGUGGCCGUCCUCGGUACGCGGCGCACGGCUGUCGACCUGCUCUCGCACCUCCUGUUCUACGUGGGCAUCUUUGCCUUUCUCGCCUCUCGCGAGUACCGCACCGAGGCCCUCUGGCUCAUCUGCGGCUGCGACGCGUUCCACUUCCUUUCCGACUCGACCCAGUUCUACGCCGCAAACGGCCACACAUACUACUCGGUGCUGCUGUCUGCAUGCUUUCCCGCCGAGCGAGGCCGCCUCGCGGGCAUGCAGACCGCGCUGCUGCUGCAGUGGUUCUUCUCUGGCGUGGGCAAGAUCGGGCCCUGGUUCGAGUACGUCAACGGCCCCUUCAUGCUGCAGUCGAUGCUCCUCGCGCCCGCGCGGCGCUGGCUCGCCGGCUUGCUCGUCCGCUCUCCUUUCCACCUCUCCCCGACCAGGUUCGGGCAGGCCGUGGCGCACGCUGCAGCGGCCGUCGAGUACUUGGCUCCGCUCGCGCUGCUGCUGCCCUCGGACGGUGCGGUCGCCUUCGGGAUGGCUUCUCUCGGCGCGAUGCACGCCUACAUCCUUGCGAUGCCGGCGCCGUUCGACGUGUACUCUUGGAACCUCUGCUUCGGCUUGUGCGUGCCGCUCCUCUUCUGGCGCAUCGAGACCCUCGGCUUCGACUGGGCGGGCCUCUCGCAGGCGAGCCCGCUGCUACUCGUGUACCUGGGCGCCGAGUGCCUCACCUGCGCCGCGGGCAAUGUGCUGCCCGACCGACUCGGCUACUACAUCUCCCACCGCUACUGGGCGGGCAACUGGUGCAUGAUGCUCUUCUACAUCCGCGACACGGACGCUGCCCGAGCCAAGCUCGACGCCGUCAAGGCCUUUAGCCCAAACCCGCUGCGGCCGCCCAAGCUCGGGCUCGACCCGUUCCUGAUGGACGUGGCCCUGCACAAGUCGCUCGCAUACCUGUGGCUCGGCAACCUCAACACUAAGUGCCUCGUGCCGCUCAUCGAGGAGGCGUGCGCCGCGGCGGGAGGCGCGCCCUCGGACUUCAAGGCCGUCCCCAGCCUGCCCCUCUACUUUGCGGGCGAGUUUCGCGACUUUCUCUUCGGCGUCGAGCUGAUGGGGGAGAUGCAGGCGGUCGCGGGCUUCGAUGCGGGGGAGUGCUUUGCCGUCAAGAUGAGCGCCUUCUCCAUGCUGGGCGAGGGCAACCGCUCGGAGGUGCACGACCUCAAGAAGGGCCGCGUGCGCUCGUACGCAACCUCACGGGCGGGGCUGCGCGCAAUGGACGCCCUCCCCUCGAGCGCACCCACCUUCAAAAAGGCGGUGUGA